Messenger RNA from Xenopus laevis (African clawed frog), 1966 nucleotides. RefSeq lists its product as uncharacterized. The record is from RefSeq and is a predicted model, not a curated record. Lineage: Eukaryota; Metazoa; Chordata; Amphibia; Anura; Pipidae. Bases 183 to 1175 code for a protein of 330 amino acids. The transcript has a single exon.
UUGUUUUUUGCCCGGGCUGCUUUUUGCUCCCAGUCCGGCUCUGCCUGCACACCUUCAGAGCUCUCACCAAGGAUCCCACAGACACUCACUGGGUCUUUGCUAAUUGCUUACAGCACACCUUUGACCAGUGGCUAAAAUCGAGUGGAGUUCAGUCUCUUGAGGACCUGCGCCAACUUUGUUUAAUGGAACAGUUUUUGGAGCUAUGUUGCCCUGACAUUCGUAAGUGGGUUUGGGACCGAUCACCUGACACCCUAGAAGAAGCCGCUAGACUUGCGGAUAAGUAUGUGGAAAGUCGUGGGCAGUUACUGCAGGGACUUCCAGUUCUUACAGGCUUGUCUACCUCUGCCUAUACACCAAAGCUAUCUACCGGACACUCGCAAACAAACUUCACUUCCCCAUCACCCAAUGGGAUACCAGCCCAGGAUCUGCAUCAUAGAAAUAAGAUGUGUUUCAGAUGUGGCUCUGACUCACAUUUACAGGCUACAUGUCAACUACCACCCAGGGCAUCUAAACUAAAACAACCCCAGCAUGUUGCUUUGGUUACAACAGAAAUGGUUGAGACUCCAUUUCAUCCUGUACAGGCUGUACAGCACCACACCCAGGAUUGUGCUUCAAAGAAUAUGUUGACUUCCCAACCCAUUGCGGAAUAUAUUGUCAUGGGUGUACAACAAGCUGACCAAAUGAAACACCCACGCCAUGCACCAACACAGGAGUCCAAUUUACAGAACUGUAAUGUUUAUGUUGGAAAUCUUGGUCAGCAUGGCAACAAAGCUGUAUUAGAGCAUGCUUUUGGGCUCUAUGGGCCUUUGCGUCGGAUUUGGGUUGCCCAGAAGCCCCCUGGAUUUGCAUUUGUAGAGUUUGAGGACCCUCAUGAUGCAGCAACUGCAGUUCAAGGGCUGAAUGGGAAGACUUUGUGUGGCAGCCAUGUCAAAGUUGAAUUAUCCAUUAGGCAGAGACACAGCAAACAUAUCACUAUGUGCCAACUGGCACCUGAAACAAAGAACUACAGACUUAACCAGAAUUCAUCAGGAUUUUUAAAUUUCUCCCAAUCUGUGACUCCCAGUGUGUGUGGGCCUCUCCCAACUGAGGGGAGCCCCAUCAACGCACUUCCACUGGGGGAGGAGCCAUGUGGAUGCGUCAAAAACAUUGGAGGAAUUGAUCUGAUGUCUUUCUAAAACCUUAGUCCAAAGGAUUAAAAACAAUUUGAAGGAGAGUCUGUACAGACAACAGGAAUCAACAACCAUCAAGGCUGCAUAGAACAAUCGGCAGAGUUGGCUGGGGAAGAUAACUCUGUCACAUAGGCUCCAAUAUGUCUACACUGACCUCUUUUAAAAUAAAAGGGGCUUACUGGGAGGUUGGACCAAUAGGGGCAUUGAGGGAGCCACCAGGAGAGACUUGGGAGACAGUCUUCAGGGACAGAGGAAAGGACUCCUGCAGGUUAGAUCUACUACUCUUCGGCCACUAUUUAUUUUGAAUGGACUUGUGUGAGACUCCAGAACGGCAUUUUUUGUUUUGUAUAGGAGGAUUGGUUCCUGCUGUUUUGCCCUUGGACCUUACAAAAUAAACUGGAAACUGCCACGUUGUUACUCUCCUACGUGUGUUCUUCAUUCUUUGGUUAUGUCAUUUUCAUGGCAGAUUGAUCGUACCAUUGCAAUCAAUAGAGAAUCAGCCCCUCUUUUUUAAUGACUGUAACAUUAUCUGUGAGCAAAGAGUAGCAGAGGCCGAGCAAAUGUUGGACUGCAGAAUUGGAUCUUCAACUAAGAAGUCUGAAAUCCUCUACUGGCCUCAAUUGCAAAAUUGUUAUUCCACAAAGCGGAGCAGUUUGCCAGGUCCCAAUUUCAGCAGUUUCUAUCACCUUAAGGUCCCCAGAGACGCAAAGAUUUUUCUUUGAUGAACGACGACUUUAGUGCAAUGCAACCAAUCCAUCAAAUUAUCGUGAGGUUAGUGGGAAUCAAACGAUCUUGCA